AUGGCAACAGCAGCAGGUGAUUCAAAACAGAAUCCAGGUAGUGAAGAAGAUUGUGCUGUAAAUAAUUAUGGAACAUUGCCAUUAAUUCAAUCGAAAGAAAAAAAUGAUCGUCAUUUAGUAUCAGUUCGUGAUAUAACAGAAGCAUUAGCUAAACAAAUAAUUUGGGUACGUGGAAGAUUACAUACAAGUCGAGGAAAAGGUAAACAAUGUUUUCUGGUAAUUCGGCAUCAAUUUGCAACAAUACAAGCCAUACUUGCUGUUAGUGAAAAUAUUAGUAAACAAAUGGUGAAAUUUGUUGCAAGUAUUCCCAAAGAAAGUAUCAUUGAUGUUGAAGGAGAAGUUUCAUUAGCACCAUCGCCAAUAGAAUCCUGUUCACAGAAAACUGUCGAAUUACAGUUAAAAAAAGUAUUCGUUGUUAGUACAGCUGAACAGCGUUUACCAUUGCAAAUUGAAGAUGCUAUGAGACCUGAAGAAAGUGACGAAUCAAUGGCUCAUGUGAAUCAAGAUACACGAUUAGAAAAUCGUGUAAUUGAUUUGCGAACACCGUCGAGUCAAGCAAUUUAUCGAAUUGAAGCUGGUGUAUGCAAACUAUUUCGUGACACACUUGAUGAAAAAGGUUUUGUGGAAAUUCAUACACCAAAAAUUAUCCCAGCCCCUUCUGAGGGUGGUGCAAAUGUAUUUCAAGUAACAUAUUUCAAAACAAAUGCUUAUCUCGCUCAAUCACCUCAAUUAUAUAAGCAAAUGGCAAUAUGUGGUGAUUUUGGAAAAGUUUAUACAAUCGGAGCUGUAUUUCGUGCGGAAGAUUCAAAUACACAUCGUCAUUUGACUGAAUUCGUUGGUCUUGAUAUUGAAAUGGCAUUUAAUUAUCAUUAUCAUGAAGUCUUGUUCACUAUUGGAGAUUUAUUCACACAAAUAUUUAAAGGAUUAGAACAACGAUUUGCUUCUGAAAUAGAAACGAUCCGAAAACAGUUUCCAUGUGAACCAUUUGAAUAUUUAGAUCCGCCUCUAAGAUUAGAAUAUAAAGAUGCUGUUGUAAUUUUACGUGAAAAUGGUAUUGAAAUGGGCGAUGAAGAUGAUCUAACAACUACAAAUGAAAAAUUUCUUGGAAAAUUAGUGAAAGCAAAAUAUCAUACAGAUUUUUAUAUGUUAGACAAAUAUCCCUUGUCUGUUCGACCAUUUUACACGAUGCCGGAUCCUGAUAAUCCAAAAUAUUCAAACAGUUAUGAUAUGUUUAUAAGAGGAGAAGAAAUAUUAUCGGGAGCUCAGCGUAUACACGAAGCUCAACUUUUAACUGAACGUGCUAAACAUCACAAGAUCAAUUUAGAACAAAUUAAAUCUUAUAUUGAUUCAUUUCGCUAUGGUUGUCCUCCACAUGGUGGCGGUGGUAUUGGUUUAGAACGAGUAUUAAUGUUAUAUCUUGGAUUAGGUAAUGUUCGAAAAACAUCAAUGUUUCCGCGUGAUCCAAAACGAAUAACACCAUAA
Didymodactylos carnosus is the source of this 1482-nucleotide messenger RNA. The record is from the annotation of a GenBank genome assembly. NCBI's taxonomy places the organism in Eukaryota, Metazoa, Rotifera, Eurotatoria, Philodinida, Philodinidae.